Molecule: messenger RNA, 1060 nt
Organism: Cylicostephanus goldi
Lineage: Eukaryota; Metazoa; Nematoda; Chromadorea; Rhabditida; Strongylidae
Source: the annotation of a GenBank genome assembly
CGAUGAGAAACUCAGUUAUGCUCUGGCUUAUUUUCAUGAAGUUCAAAUUGCUCUUUUUGAUUUGAAAAGCGGAGCAUGGACGUGUAGAAUCAUGAUGGCGUUUGUGCAGAUCGGUUUUGGCUGGAUCGAGAGCACUGUUGCUGGUCUUCGAACGAUACUGUGUUCAAGGACUCUGACUGUAGUGUUUGCACCUUACGCUUGUGGGUCGGGUAUACCAGAAAUCAAAUGCAUCUUGUCUGGUUUCGUUAUCCGCGGAUAUCUCGGAAAAUGGACUUUCAUCAUCAAGUCCGUCGGUUUGAUCCUGUCAUCUGCAUCCGGUUUGUCACUGGGUAAGGAGGGUCCAAUGGUCCAUCUUGGCUGUUGUAUCGGAAAUAUAUUUUCCUACUUGUUUCCCAAAUAUGGGAUGAAUGAAGCAAAGAAACGAGAAAUUCUCAGUGCAUCCGCAGCCGCAGGUGUAAGUGUGGCUUUUGGAGCUCCCAUCGGAGGUGUACUGUUCAGCUUGGAAGAAGCUUCGUACUAUUUUCCCCUGAAGACCAUGUGGCGAUCGUUCUUCUGUGCUUUGAUUGCAGGAAUCAUUUUGCGCAUCGUAAAUCCCUUUGGAAGUGAUCAAACUUCGCUGUUCCAUGUGGAUUACAUGAUGAAAUGGACGUUUGUCGAACUUAUCCCAUUUGCUGGUCUAGGGCUGUUCGGUGGCAUUCUCGGAAGCAUGUUCAUCUUUGGAAACAUCAGGUGGUCUCGAUUUCGAAAGACUUCAAAAACUUUGGGUGGCAAUCCUAUCUACGAAGUUAUUGUUGUGACUUUUCUCACGGCUUCCAUCUCCUAUUUCAACCCUUACAUGAGAAAGAGUGCUUCGAGUAUGAUCAAGCAGCUUUUCGAUAGAUGUGGCCCAGAAGAUUACAUGAGUAACUUGUGCGACUAUCAGAAUAAAACAUUUAGUAGUAACAAAGUCGAUGAUAACUACCACACUGGAGUGUUUGGAGAUGGCGUUCAUAGCGCAUUUUGGCAGCUGAUCAUGGCUUUGAUCUUCAAGUUUAUCUUCACAAUAUUCACUUUUGGUAUC